Messenger RNA from Necator americanus (New World hookworm), 2367 nucleotides. RefSeq lists its product as uncharacterized. The record is from RefSeq and is a predicted model, not a curated record. Gene Ontology annotation, molecular function: transmembrane receptor protein tyrosine kinase activity; ATP binding. NCBI's taxonomy places the organism in Eukaryota, Metazoa, Nematoda, Chromadorea, Rhabditida, Ancylostomatidae. Bases 1 to 2367 code for a protein of 788 amino acids. Gene Ontology annotation, biological process: positive regulation of kinase activity; cell surface receptor protein tyrosine kinase signaling pathway; protein phosphorylation. The transcript is spliced from 19 exons. Gene Ontology annotation, cellular component: signaling receptor complex; plasma membrane.
AUGUUACUAGUUUUCUCCAGUUUCCUCGCUGUAGCCGGAAUUGGUUCGUCAUUAGUUCUAAGGGAUUGUGAUGCACCGUUGGGAUUGACCAAUGGAAAAAUCCGAGAUGAUCAACUUAGUGCCUCUUCAUCGUUUGACGCCGAUAGCACCGGUCCACAAAAUGCAAGGGUUCGAACACAUACACGGUCCCGAAUCUAUAAGGAAUGGAUCCAGAUCACGUUCGGAAGAGAUACAGUGUUGACAGCGGUGGAAGUGCAAGGACGCUACGAUGAUGGUCGUGGUAUGGAAUUCGCUCGUGCAUUUAAAAUCGAGUACUGGAGACCGAGUUUACAAGGAUGGGCAUCCUAUAAGAACGAGGACGCUAGUGAAAUUGUUCCCGGCAACAGCGACACACAAACAGCUGAGCUACGAGUGCUCGACGCACCCAUCGUCCUGAGAAGACUUCGAAUUGUCCCACUUUCUAACACUACGCGUACCGUAUGCCUACGAUUAGAGCUCUACGGAUGUCCAUACGAAGAUCCGCUCCAAUCCUACUCGGCACCACCUGGUUCUGCUGGCGACGGGAUCAGUUUUACCGAUUCCUCUUAUGACGGCACCUUGUCGAACCACGUAGCUACUGGUGGUCUUGGAAGACUCAGCGAUGGUGUUAUCGGUGAAGACACUGAAGAUUUGUAUCCACAUCGAUGGGUGGGAUGGAGGAAACAGUCAGGUGAAGGAGGCCACAUCAAUAUACUGUUCACGUUUUCCGAACCAAGAAAUUUCACUUCCAUUCACAUCCAUACCCUAUUCUCAAAUAAGUUAAAUGCACAGGGAUUCUCUAGGAUAAUCGUUUCGUUCUCAACCAACGAGGCAGAUUUUUCAUCACGCGUUUUCGAGUACGUACCUCAACAGCUCACAUCGACGUCGUGGAUUCAUGUGCCUAUUCCGUCUCGGAUCGCGACCACUAUCCAGCUUCGAUUUUAUUUCCCCUUGGGAUCCACAUGGUUGCUGCUGUCUGAAGUUCGUUUUGUGAGCACUGAAGUCCGAUUCGAUCUGUUACAAUUUGUGGACGACGACCGUUCCGGAGCCAUCACAUAUUUUUCCGUGGACGAGUCGGAUAGCGAAGGGAGGAUUGGAUCCAUGGUGUUACUGUGUCUGUUCAUCCUCACACUUACCUUCCCGAUUACGGUAUUCUGCUUGUACCGUAAACGAUACAAGAUUAGAAUGACAUCGCCGCCUCAUCACGAAGCGCAUCUCACCUUUGAUGGCAGCGUAUUUAAGGCGGUCUCACCUUCAACGUAUCAAAUGGCUCGAGAUAAUAUGGAGAAUGCUCUGUUGGAAAAAUGUCCGAUGAUAGUGAUUGCUUCCGAAUAUGCGGAGCCAGAUUUCUCCUGCUCAAAAGACAAAUCUUCACUGGAGCCGUUGCUUCCAUCGUUUCAUAACCAUGCGAUGGAGGUUUCACAUUACGCGGAGUCUGUCAUUCCCGCCUCAUUUCUUAGGAAUCCACUAUCUUCUACCGUGAAAUAUUCCGAUUACGGUGAAGUCUACUGUACUACUCUACCGGAGAUUAACAGAAAUCAAUUGAUAUUUGUGGAAAAAAUUGGACAAGGAGAAUUUGGCGAGGUGCAUCGAUGCCUGCUGGAAAAUCGUCAAGUGGCGGUGAAACGUCUUCACAACACUUCUCCGGAAGAAGAGAAUGCUUUCCUUCGAGAGAUUAGGGUUUUAGGAAAUCUCAAACAUCCGAACGUUGUCGAAGUGAUUGGUGUCUCAACAAUCGAUAAGCCAAUGAUUUGUAUCAUGGAAUUUAUGGCCGGUGGUGAUCUCAAAUCGUUCAUGAGUAAGCUGGAGGAUAUUGACACCUUGUACUGUAUUUCUGUGGCGACACAAUUAGCCGCUGGGCUCGCAUACCUGGAAUCAUGCCAUUUCGUCCACAGAGACAUCGCUGCUCGGAACUGCCUCGUUGAUGCCGAGGGAAAUGUGAAAAUCGCGGAUUUUGGAAUGGCUCGAAGUUUGUACUCGAAUGAGUACUACCGUGUUGAAGGACAAUUUGUGUUGCCUAUUCGUUGGAUGGCAUGGGAAAGCUUGUUACUGGGAAAAUUCUCCAUACACAGUGAUGUUUGGUCAUUUGGAGUGACGCUAUGGGAAAUCUUCUCCAGAUGCCGUGAGAAACCGUUCAGUUCAUUAAGCGACGACGAGGUGCUCGAGAAUAUUCAAUACAUGAGCAAUCAUGCAACGAUGAAGUAUCAUCUGGAGAGGCCAACGCUGUGCCCAACGAGUGUCUUCACGAACGUGAUCGUCCCGUGUUGGCUAUACGAACCACAAGAUCGACCGUCUUUCGAAGCUUUACACCUCCAAUUGCAGGUGCUUAUCCAUACAAAAAUGCCCUAG